Rhodamnia argentea is the source of this 1951-nucleotide messenger RNA. Its product is annotated as vicilin-like seed storage protein At2g18540. Lineage: Eukaryota; Viridiplantae; Streptophyta; Magnoliopsida; Myrtales; Myrtaceae. The transcript is spliced from 5 exons. The coding region runs from base 50 to 1762 and encodes 570 amino acids. The record is from RefSeq and is a predicted model, not a curated record.
CCAAGCUCUGAACUCUCUCUCCCUCUCACUGUGUGAGGUUUUUGGAAAAAUGGGGAACAAGCCUCUGGUCGUGCCCUUCUCUGUGCUCUUUCUUAUUAUCAUCGCCGUCUCUCCUCUGCAUGUGGAAGGUGGCGGAGCGAGAGACCAUGGAGGCGGUGCUCGGGGCGUUCGUGAUCCCGACCAGGGAGGAGAGGGCGUCGGGAUGGUGGCGAGGAGGGAGGAGAGGAUGCCGAUCGCGGCGACGGAGUACGGAGAGAUCUCGGCGGUCCAGGUGUCCGACGGAGCCAGUGGGGUUUACCACCUGCAGUUCAUCACGCUCGAGCCCAACGCUCUGUUCCUUCCCGUGCUCCUCCACUCGGACAUGGUCCUCUACGUCCACACUGGAAGCGGAAGGCUGAACUGGGUUGAUGAGAAUGACGCGAAGAGGAUUGAUUUGAGGAGAGGGGACAUUUACGCGCUCCCGGCGGCCACCAUUUUCCAUGUCCAGAGCAGCUUAGAGCCGGAGCGCGAGAAGCUCCGGAUCCACGCCAUUUUCGCGAAUUCUGAAGAAGACAUGUUCUUCGAACCAUCGAUCGGGGCAUACUCUAGCAUUGGGGAUCUGCUUCGCGGGUUUGACAGCAAAGUCCUCCAAGAAGCUUUCAAGGUUCCUGAGGAAGUAGUCAAAGAAAUAAUAAGUGCAACAAGGCCGCCGCCUAUAGUCCAUGCCGGUGACGCCACUGUUUCAGAGAGGAGGACUAAGUACUGGGAAUGGGAAGCACGAUUCUUGAAGACCUACCUGAGCAGCACGGGCUACCUCACCCAGGGUCCCGGCAGCAACAAGAAGAGGAAGACGUUUAACCUAUUUGAUGCAGACCGCGAUUUCGAGAACUGUAACGGAUGGAGCCUGACAGUGACCAGGAAAGACCUGCACGUGUUGAAGCACUCGAAUGUCGGGGUUUUCAUGGUUAAUCUCACAAAGGGCUCGAUGAUGGGGCCGCAUUGGAACCCGAGAGCGACGGAAAUAGCCAUAGUUUUACAAGGGAAAGGGAUGAUCCGAGUGGUGUGCUCGAGCACUGCCAAGGAAUCGGAAUGCAAGAACACAAGGUUCAAGGUGAAUGAAGGGGACGUGUUCAUCGUGCCGAGGUUCCACCCUAUGGCUCAAAUGUCGUUCAACAAUGAGUCCAUAGUCUUCAUGGGCUUCAGCACUUCAACAAAGACAAACUACCCUCAGUUCCUGGCGGGGAAGAGCUCGAUCCUCCAAGCGUUGGACAGAGACAUCCUGGCGGCAGCGUUUAACGUCGCCGACGCCACGAUCGGGCGGAUCCUGGCAUGGCAGACGGAUUCCAUCAUAUUGGAUUGCACCUCAUGCGCCGAGGAGGAGGAGAGGAUAAUGGAGGAGGGGAUUGAGAAGGAAAGGAGACAGGAGGAAGAGGAGGCUAAAAGGAGAGAAGAGGAGGAGGAGGAAGAAAGAGCAAGAAAGAGAGAAGAGGAGGAGGAAGAGGAAAGGGAAAGAGAGAGACAGGAAGAAGAGGAAAGAGAGAGGCAGAGACAAGAAGAAGAAGAACGGGGGAGGGAAGGAGGAGGAGAGGAGCGAGAGCAAGAAGAGGAGAGAGAGAGAUGGGAGAGACAGAGACGAGAAGAAAGGCGGCGCCGGGAGGAGGCAGCGGAGAGAGAGCAAGAGGAGGCAAGAAAGCAAGAAGAGGAGAUGCAGAGGCGGCGAGAGGAAGAGUGGGGUGGAUACGAGGGAAGGAGAGCUGUCGAGCAAGUGUGGAUCAAGGCCUGAAACCUUGGAGAGAUUUCGCAUGGCAAGUCAGUAGAUGACACUGAAUAAGAACCGUGUUUCUCAGUCUGUUUGGUCUUUGUUAAUAAACCUUUUUUUGUUUCACCCUGCUUUAUGUAGAAUGUUUUGAGGCAGAUAAACCUUGGCACGGUUGAAUGUAAAUGUUGAGUACAUCGAAUAAAGAGCUUUCUC